AUGAAAAACACUUAUUAUUCAGCGUGCGUUUUAAAUGAGGACGACGAAUCCCAAUGUGUAGUGCAGGCGCUGAAUUUGAUCGGAACCAUUUUAACCAGCAGUUACUGCAAGGAAGACUCUAAGGCAUUGCUGAUUUGCACAAGGUCGGCGUGGAGCAAGGCCAUAGAGUCAGCCGGCAUUGACAUAGCUUUCUCCUUUUACUCGAAUAAAUGCAAUGGAGCUACUCAGAAUUCGAGUCUUUCGCAAAUCUACUCUACAGAGUUUGUGUAUAAUUUACUUAAGCACUGUUUUGGUAAAAAAUUGACCAAGGUGAACGCAAACAACCCGAGUUCGGAAGGGAAAUCUCAGGACCCUCAGGAUUCAGCCAGCGCAGACUGCGCAUCUGACCCGGGUCUGUUUAGUGACCAAGACGAGGAAGAAUCACACAUUCCAAGUGCGAAGCCAGACUCGGGUGCCAAUGGACACAAGGAUGGCGACAGCGCCAGUCUCUGUGUUAAUUCCAUGAAGAGACUGCUCAUUAGAUUCGUUGACGACUUACCCAGUAGAAAAAUAGUUGAUGGAAGCUCGAAGAGGUGGGCGCCUGAGGACGAAGGGAACAGCUGCUUCUGGAACUAUAUUCAGGCCGCCAACGAAAUAGCUAUCCAUGGGGGCGCCGUGGACUACGUGGUCGUGGCAUCGCUUUCCGAAUUCGUAAUGAGGUCAGUUCCCAACUACUUGAGGGAGGGCCCCGACGAGGGCGCACACCCCUUCACCUCUUCGCCGACCAAACAGGGGAAAAUCAGGUACUACCAGCCGAAGACAGUAUCAAUGUACACAAUGGCCCUGGCCAUAACCAUAAACGCAGUGAACUCGCGAGUAAAGGGACUAAAGCACAUUAGUGGACGCGGUUCUAGACUUCUGCCUAGGUUUGCUCUCGUUGAGUCUCUGCCUCCACAGGAGGAGGACGCAACCAAGUUCAUCAAGUUCAUAUCGGCCAGGUUCGGAUCCACCCACCUGGUUAAAUAG
This is a messenger RNA of Theileria orientalis strain Shintoku, 1005 nucleotides long. RefSeq lists its product as hypothetical. The transcript has a single exon. Bases 1 to 1005 code for a protein of 334 amino acids. Lineage: Eukaryota; Apicomplexa; Aconoidasida; Piroplasmida; Theileriidae. The record is from RefSeq and is a predicted model, not a curated record.